UCGAGAUACCCUACUGUAAGCAUCGACUGUUGCGCAUCUCUAUCGAUAACAUUGCCGGCGAAAAUGGAAGUGGAUCAAGCAGCAGCUAGCAAGGAAGCCGAGUCAUGCAUCGACCUCUUGGUGAUCGUGCUGGACACGAACCCAUCGCAGCACAUCGUUCGCCAGAACCCGCAGAACCUCACCCAAAUCCUGGAGGCGGUGAUUGCCUUCGGAAAUGCGCACCUCAUGCAAAAGGCCCAGAACAAACUGGCUGUGCUAUCCUGCUCCCAUCAUGCCACAAAUUUCCUGUAUCCUCUGCCCAGGCGACAAGUGGAAUUGCGCCAAGUGGAUGGGCAAUAUGAAGCCUUUAGUUUGGUGGAGAAGACGGUAAAACAGCAGCUAGGAAGCAUCCUGAUGAAUGCUCCACGUCUCAGUGCUCCUUGCGAGAGUCUCCUGGCUGGCAGUAUGUCCAUGGCACUGUGCUACAUAUCCAGGCUCCAGCGGAAUGUUGCACCUGGCGUCAAGAUGCACUCCCGCAUCCUGGUCUUGACCGGCAGCAAUGAGUGCGCCUCCCAGUACAUGACCUUCAUGAAUGUCUUCUUUACCGCCCAGAAACUGGGCAUUGUGAUCGAUACCUGCGCCCUGGACAAGACACUGAGUUUGCUCCAGCAGGGCUGUGAUAUUACCUCCGGCCAGUUCCUGAAGGUCACCCAAUUGGAUGGCCUGCUGCAGUACCUCUUGUGGGUCUUCCUGCCAGCCCCGCAGAUCCGCCACAAGUUGGUCUUGCCACCACCGCCCAAGGUUGACUAUCGUGCCUCCUGUUUCUGCCAUCGUGAGCUCAUCGACAUUGGCUAUGUCUGCUCGGUCUGCCUGUCGGUGUUCUGCAAAUACAGUCCAAUUUGCACCACUUGCCACACAAUUUUCAAGAAUCCAGGACCUUUGCCAAUUAAAGCUAAAAAGAAAAAGAAAACCGACAAACAAAUGUAAUUUCAGCAGUAGAAAAUGCUGUUGGCCAAAGGGAACAGUAUGUUAAAUAUAAAGGUACUUUUUAAU
Drosophila subpulchrella is the source of this 1032-nucleotide messenger RNA. RefSeq names its product general transcription factor IIH subunit 3 (gene Tfb4). NCBI's taxonomy places the organism in Eukaryota, Metazoa, Arthropoda, Insecta, Diptera, Drosophilidae. The record is from RefSeq and is a predicted model, not a curated record. The coding region runs from base 64 to 966 and encodes 300 amino acids. Gene Ontology annotation, biological process: nucleotide-excision repair; regulation of DNA-templated transcription. Gene Ontology annotation, cellular component: transcription factor TFIIH holo complex; transcription factor TFIIH core complex. The transcript has 5 exons.